CAGACUAUAUCAUUGCGAGUUUGUAGUGUGUCAUUUUAGCGUGUCGUAUGCCGUCGUCGUUUCUACGUCGGCAUGUACGCGGCUUACUACGGGGUAAGUUUAGCCCAUCACCAAGCCUUGAAGACGCGCCCGAAGUUGAGUAUGACCCACCAACACCUUCCAACGAACAAGAAGCGUUUUUCUCACAAUGCCAUCUAGCGGGUAUCGAUGGAAGGCGGUUAGACUUCCCAGAAGUGUACUGCGGUAAGACGGGCCUCGAUAUACCGUGUAUACAACUGGAGUGUUUUGAAACUGAUGUUUUCGCCAGUUACACAGGUCCCGACGGAGGUCUGACGCAGGUAGGAGAAAUGCGACGGCAACCACUGGUCCGUAUGGCAAAUCUCGAUGAUGAGAUGAGCUUAUCACUUACGAGUGAAACAGACGGAUCUGAUGAAGAGGAAGAAGACGUGGAUCAGCCAUUGUCAGCGCCUUUGAAAAAAGAUCGAGAGAAAAAUAGAAGUGAGGUACUACUUGGCUCAUGUUCGUCACUGCUUGGCCCUAAUGGUCAUGAAGAUACCCCGAGUAGCCGAGGAGCAGAACGCUAUGACUGGAAUCAAUUUGAUGAGAGACGAGCUUUUGGCGCAUCUGUUUCCCUCUACGAAAAGAAUCCUCUCACUGGAGUGAACGCCGGUGAACCAGUUGCAGACGUAUGGGGAGUGGUUGGCAGGAGCAACAACGGGGUGCUAGCGUUGGCUGACGGAGUGAAUUGGGGUGAAGGAGCUCGUUUAGCUGCACGAUGUGCCGUUCGUGGUGCCAUUGACCAUAUGAAUGAACACAUCGAAGAUGGCAAUUUGGCCAAUACAACGGAAGUUUUUCACGAGCUUCUUGCUUCAUUUCAUUCUGCCCAUUCGCUAAUAUUGCAAGAGGGCGGUAUGCUUACAACCCUCUGUGUCGCCGUAGUUGCACCUGCGAUUCACUGCGACAGCUGGGUACUGUGCGUGUGCAAUGUUGGCGAUUCGCUUUGUUUCGUUUAUAAUCGAAAUUAUGGUGUACGAGAAGUAACCAUGGGUAGCCAUGAUAUCGACCAGAUGCGGGAUAUGCGAGAUGCGGGUGGGGCACUAGGCCCUGUUGAUGGCCGAAAUCCACAACUACAUAAUCUCACUUGUAGUAUGACUUUUGUUGAAGAAGGAGAUAUUGUAUUCAUCACAUCUGAUGGGGUGUCUGACAACUUUGACCCGGUUGUUGGAAAGUUUUGCGUCAUUAAGCGGGCUGAAACGGAUAACAAAGAAAAUUCGCAAUUACCUCCUAGGGACAAUAGAAAACUGUCAGUAGCUACCAAGGAUUCACCAUCUCGAGAAUUUGCUCGACCCAGGCCCUGCGCUGCAUCCUUGCCGUGUGUGGAUGCUGCCAGUCGUCAUGAGCUGAUGUUAAUCAGAAUGAGAGACAUCAUAGCGAAUGGGAUAGAUCCUCCCAGAGAAGUAAUGCGUCUCUCACCACGACGAGAGCCAUUAUUUCCACUUGUAAGUGCUUCGGUUCUAUCCCAUCGCCUUAUCCAAUUUGCCACUCAUUUAAGCCAAGCGAAACGGCGAACCCUCGAAAAUCCAGAACUCUAUAAGAAGGAGAAGAUGACAAAAUCAGAACAGCGAGCAAGGAGGAAAGCUGUACGAGAAAAAAUUGCAGAUAUGCCUGGAAAAUUGGAUCAUGCCAGUGUGGUGGCAUACACAGUUGGAAGACGUGAUGGCAAAACAGGCUUGAACUCGCCUAUGGUCAACAGAAUGAACGGUCAUGCUCAAAGUGAAGCCAACUGUUUACCUGAGGAAGAUAAAGAUGAUGACGCAAUCCUUACUCGCACAACAAAUGUAGCAAUGGAAAAUUUCACAAGAAUGGAUAAGGCUUCGUGCUGUGCAACUUUGACUAUGCGCAGCGGCGACCGAGCCAGAGCAACUUUGAACGUACGCAUGCCAUCACCACAGAAUUCACCAGUCCUGCCACCAUCCACCAGAAGAUCUCGGCAUGUGACUGACUAUCCACUCAGGGAUAUCGUUGAACCGCGAACACCAGAGCGACAGGAACGGCCUAUCAGUCCUUACGAACAGUUGCCUAUAAAAAUGCAGACCUCAAGAGACCCGAUGGAUUCUACUAACAACAAUAAUAAUCGUCGCAAGAAACAUAGCAGAGGUUCAUCUGCACGACAUACGCUUGGUGUUGACGUGCAGUGGUUAAAAAGAUUUGUCGGUAAAAAAGAUGAACCGGAAUCUACACCGCCACCAAUCACGCCGUCUAAUGAAGAGAGUUGCAAGAGUUCAAUGACAGCAAUGAUGGCCGGUGAACGAGUCUCACUACGUCAACGUCUUCGUGUACUACUGGGAUCAAAUCGGAAUCUUCACACACAUCAUGUGGAUCCACAAAUUGCGCAUGGUGCUGCUGAUAAACCAUCUCGACCACAAUGUCUGGCACUGAAGAGCAGCUGCAGGGUUUAGAGCAUGUCCUCAUCUUCCAUGAAUUUAUAGAACUGUUUUUUUGUAGUGAUAUACACUAGUAGAUGACCGUGUAUCGUUGAGAUACGUUCAGAGCUGCUUGCGUGCCGGCGCCGUGUCGGAACCGCACAGUGUGAUCGAUCGAUCUCGCUGACGUGGUACCGGCACGGCGCUGGAACGGUACUGGCAUCGGCUACUAUGGAUACAAGCUUAGAAAAGAAUAUAAUCGCAAACUUAUGUGACUAUUCCUAUGUCUUCUUCUCUGUACCUUAUUUUAUUCAUUUAUUCGUAUUCUUAGGACGCUUAUAUUGAUUUUAUCGAUUUCUCGAAAAGGUUUACCUUAUAACUCUUGUUGCUGACAUCUAAUCCACUCCUCUAUACGUGUCUUUCCAUCCUUAGAGACGAAAUUGCGUUCGCUUGCUCCUUGUCGUCACACAUGAUUUCUUCUCUAAUAACCUUGCUAAUCAAUAAAUCAAUAUACGUAAAUAUCUGCCAUGCACUCUUCUCUUUUGUGUAAUCUCUGCCGAAUUUUUUUUGCUGCUAUGGUUUUAUAUAGUAUGAUGAGCUUAGCUACCGUUGAAUCUUAUUCUAUUAGUAUUGAUGAUCUUCUUUCAAUGUUACAUUGUAUUAAUUAGGCUAAAAGUAUUGCCUGUACAUAACGCCCCAC
Messenger RNA from Cylicocyclus nassatus, 3123 nucleotides. NCBI's taxonomy places the organism in Eukaryota, Metazoa, Nematoda, Chromadorea, Rhabditida, Strongylidae. The record is from the annotation of a GenBank genome assembly.